Molecule: messenger RNA, 3300 nt
Organism: Thermothielavioides terrestris NRRL 8126
Lineage: Eukaryota; Fungi; Ascomycota; Sordariomycetes; Sordariales; Chaetomiaceae
Product: glycoside hydrolase family 55 protein
Exons: 2
Coding region: 249-3158 (969 amino acids)
Molecular function (GO): polygalacturonase activity
Source: RefSeq, a predicted model, not a curated record
UGGAUUGUUUGCCUGGCUGGCAAAAAGCACCCAAGGAUUCGGGAAGAUGAGCACGCUGCGAGGGCCGUGUGUCUGUCAGUUGGCGCUACGCUCCUUUUAAACUGGCGCCGAUCCCUCUGUCCCAGUCCCAGUCUCAGAAAGGGGUCACCCUCGGUCUGCCCCAGGACAGUCUCGAUCGGUCCCCGAUGCAACCCUGCUAGCCGCAUCGUAGUCAUUCAUUUGGAACACACAGCAGCAUCGGUUGUGAGAUGCAUCGUCUCUCGCUCCAGUCGCUCCUUGCCGUAUCGGCUCUGGUCUCGGGCAUCGCCGCCCAUGCGCGGAAUGGCAAUGGCACCCUGACCCUGAGCCAGCCUCCCAAGGUGGUCACCGUCGUGGUCAGCUCGACCAUCACGACCUGCCCCUCGCCGGUUCCGCCCCCGCCGUGCUCCGAGGUGACCGAGUCCGGGUCUCUGCCGGCUACCUUGACCGGACCUUCGACCAACACCGAGAGCUCGAGCCUUCCCGGCAGCUCCUCUAGUCCUAGUGGUCCGUGGGGGUCCGGCAGCUCGACGAGCACGGCCACACUCUCUAGCUCCACAACGUCGUCGACCACGAGCUUGUCCACCACCACCAGCCCGGCCACGAGCUUGUCUAGCAGCAGCUCCACCUCUACCUCUUCUUCCAGCACCUCGAGCACCUCAAGCUCUGCGAGCACCUCAUCCACCACCUCAUCCCCCACCUCUACCACGUCUCCCGCCACCACUUCCACCACUACCUCCACCAGCACCACCAGCACCACCAGCACCACCAGCACCACCAGCACCACCAGCACCACCAGCACUACCACCACCACCACCACCACCACCACCACCACCACCACCAGCAUCGCCGCCCCGGCCUGCACCGACUUCUGGUUCGAAAAGAUCAGCCAUCAGGGCGUGGCCCCCUUCGCAGAUGCGGGCUACAAGGUCUACCGCAACGUCAAGGACUACGGCGCCAAGGGCGAUGGCGUUACGGACGACACGGCGGCCAUCAACCUGGCCAUCAGCGACGGCAACCGCUGCGGCCCGGGCUGCACCGGGGGCAGCAAGACGCCGGCGCUCGUGUACUUCCCGCCGGGCACGUACAUGGUCUCGUCUCCCAUCAUCGACUACUACUACACGCAGCUGAUCGGCAACCCCGGCUGCUUGCCGGUGCUCAAGGCUACCGCCGACUUCAACGGCCGCUGGCUCCUCGACAGCAACCCGUACCAGCCGUCGGGCAGCCUCGCAUGGGGCGCCACCAACGUGUUCUGGCGCCAGGUGGCCAACUUCAUCAUCGACAUUACGGACGUGCCGGCGUCGACGCUGAUCUCGGGCAUCCACUGGCCCAGCUCGCAGGCGACGUCGCUGUCCAACAUCGUCUUCAACUCGUCGCAGGCUGCCGGCAACCAGCACCAGGGCCUGUUCAUCGAGGAGGGCUCCGGCGGCUACGUCGGCGAUCUGGUCUUCUUCGGCGGCGCGCAGGCCCUGUCGAUCGGCAACCAGCAGUUCACCUUCCGCAACAUCACCAUCAACAACGCCCAGACGGCCAUCCAGCAGCUGUGGGACUGGGGCUGGACCUACAAGGGCGUGACCAUCAACAACUGCGAGGUCGGCUUCGACUUCACGGCCACGUCGACGGACCAGUCGACGGGCCAGACGACCCUCUCGGUCGGCUCCGCCACCAUCAUCGACAGCACCAUCAAGAACACGCCGGUCGGCAUCGUCUUCGGCAACGCGAGCGCCACCGGCCCGGACGUACCCAACAACCUGAUCUUGGAGAACCUCGCGCUCGACAACGUGGCGACGGCCGUCCGCGGGCCCUCGGGCACCGUGCUCGCCGGCUCGUCCGGCACGACCGUGAUCGAAGCCUGGGGCCGCGGGCACAGCUACACGGCGACGACGGGCCCGACGACGUUCGAGGGCGCCAUCACGCCCAACGCGCGCCCGGCCUCGCUGCUCGGCGGCGGCAGCAGCACGACGGCCUUCUACCAGCGGUCGAAGCCGCAGUACGAGGACCUGCCGCUGAGCGAGUUCGUCAGCGCGCGCGCGGCGGGCGCCAAGGGCGACGGAGCGACGGACGACACGGACGCGCUCAACGCGCUCUUCGCCUCCGCCGCCGCCGCCAACAAGGUCGUCUUCCUCGACGCCGGCAUGUACCUGGUGAGCAAGACGGUGCGCAUCCCCGCCGGCUCGCGCAUCUUCGGCGAGGCGUUCCCCGUGAUCCUCUCGGCCGGCGAUUUCUUCGGCUCCGCCGCGCGCCCCCAGCCCGUCGUGCAGGUCGGCGCGCCCGGCGAGACGGGGCGCGUCGAGUGGUCCAACACGAUCCUGUCCACGCGCGGCGCGCAGCCGGGUGCCGUCCUGCUCGAGUACAACCUCGCGUCGCCGGCGUCGGCGCCGUCGGGCCUGUGGGACGUGCACGUGCGCAUCGGCGGCUUCGCCGGGUCCGAGCUGCAGCUGGCCGACUGCGCCAAGACGCCCAACACGACGGUGACCUCGCCGGACGACGUCCCCGCGCGCUGCGUGGCCGCGUUCCUCAGCGUGCACCUGACGCGGACGGCGGCGGGCGUGUACGUGGAGAACGCGUGGGUGUGGGUGGCGGACCACGAUAUCGAGGACGGCGCCAACAACGAGCAGAUCAGCGUGUACGCCGGGCGCGGGCUGCUGGUGGAGAGCGCGGCGGGCGGCGUGUGGCUGGUCGGCACCAGCGCCGAGCACCACCAGCUGUACCAGUACCAGUUCGCCGGCACGCGCGACGUGUUCGUGGGCCAGAUGCAGACCGAGACGGCGUACUACCAGCCGAACCCGGGGGCGGACCUGCCGUUCGCGGCGGACCCGGCGUACGGCGACCCGGUGUUUGCGGCCGGCGAUUCCGGCUGGGGCCUGCGCGUGGUCGACAGCGCGGACGUGCUGGUCUACGGCGCCGGCCUGUACAGCUUCUUCGACAACUACAACGUGCACUGCAGCGACGCCGGGAAGGGCGAGCACUGCCAGACGCGCAUCUUCAGCGUCGAGGGCGACAGCCGCGUGCGCGUGUACAACCUCAACACGGUCGGGACGACCAAGAUGGUGACGGUGGACGGGCAGGAUGUGGCCGGGUACGAGCAGAACAUUGAUGGGUUCGUGCAGAGCAUUGCGCUGUUUGCGACGGGGCAGUAAGGCUGGAGGCUCAUGUUCGGGGUAUGGGAUCGGCCUGGGGCAUUGGACGAGAGGAUGACACUCGCCGACGCCCUGGACCGGACCUGAUGAGACACGAAGCUUCUGUCCUGGAAUGCGUAAUGUGGCUGGGGUCGCCAGUUGG